AUGGAAAUAGUGAUGGAGGGAGAUUCUGUCACUCUUCAAACUGAGUUUAUGAACAAUGAGGGCAAUGAUCAUAAAUCCUGGGGGUUUGAACCUAAAAACACAGAUAAAAUGGAGAGCAUCUUUACAAUAGAUGGCGUUUCCGAGAGAUUCAGAGGCAGAGUGAAAUUGAAUCCCAAUGGAUCCCUGACCAUCACAAACAUCAGACUCAGUGACUCUGGAUAUUAUAUAAUGUCUUCUGAUGGCUCCUCGCAGAAGAUGUUCAGAGUUUUUGUCAGUGAGUUAAAACAAGUUUCCACACCUGCCAUCACCACUGCAGGUGCACAAACUGAAGUGAGUCAAACUCAAAGUGUUCGAGCGUCCAGAUGUUUAGUGUUGUGUUCAGUGUUGAAUGUGAGUGCUCUGAGUCUCUCCUGGUACAAAGGAAACAGUGUAUUGUCCAGCAUCAGUGUGUCUGAUCUCAGCAUCAGUCUCUCUCUACCUCUGGAGGUGGAACAUCAGGAUAACAACACCUACAGCUGUGUGGUCAACAACACCAUCACAAACCACACCACAGAUCUGGACAUCAGUCAAACCUGUCAGCCAUGUGAAGACACUGGUCAUUGUUGUGGUUUCACUGAAGCUGUGAUCCGAUUGGCUCUCUCUGCUCUGGUGGGCGUGGCUACUAUUGCUGUGUUGGUUGAUCACUUCAGAACCAUGAAAGCGGAACAGAAAAUGAGGGAGGAUACAUCACUAUCUGUACCUUAG
This is a messenger RNA of Danio aesculapii, 744 nucleotides long. Its product is annotated as roundabout homolog 2-like. NCBI's taxonomy places the organism in Eukaryota, Metazoa, Chordata, Actinopteri, Cypriniformes, Danionidae. The coding region runs from base 1 to 744 and encodes 247 amino acids. The record is from RefSeq and is a predicted model, not a curated record. The transcript has 4 exons.